GGGGCCGGAGAGUCCCGCCGUGACGUCACACUGAGCCGCUGCCUCGGCGGUGAAGCAGGAACCAGAGAGAACCAGGAAACAGAGGCUGAGCAGCUGAGAGCCACUGUCCCGGUCUGACGGCUCAACGGCGGCGACAGCGUCAGGAACAACACGGUGUCACCAACACGGGAGUUUACAUUUAGUGUUUAAAGUCGACACGAAGCGGAGACAUGGCCUCUCUUUUCAAGAAGAAAACUGUCGACGACAUCAUCAAGGAACAGUCGAGAGAGUUGCGUGGCACCCAGAGACAGAUCACCAGAGACAGAGCAGCGCUGGAGAAACAAGAGAAACAAAUGGAGGCAGAGAUCAAGAAAAUGGCAAAGAGUGGGAACAGGGAGGCGUGUAAGAUCCUCGCCAAGCAGCUCGUCCAGCUAAGGAAGCAGAAAAACCGAACGUACGCCGUCAGCUCUAAGGUCACCUCCAUGACAACGCAGACGAAGGUCAUGAACUCUCAAAUGAAGAUGGCCGGUGCCAUGUCCACCACAGCCAAGACAAUGCAAGCAGUGAAUAAAAAGAUGGAUCCCCAGAAGACCCUUCAGACUAUGCAGGAUUUCCAGAAGGAGAACAUGAAGAUGGGGAUGACGGAGGACAUGAUCAACGACACUUUGGAUGAGAUCUUUGAUGGAUCUGGGGAUGAGGAAGAAUCUCAGGACAUUGUCAACCAGGUUCUGGAUGAGAUCGGCAUUGAGAUCUCAGGAAAGAUGGUGAGAGCUCCAGCUGCAGGAAAGAGCCUCCCCAGCGCCGCCUCUGCCAAACAAGCCACCAUCUCUGACGACGAGAUCGAGCGACAGCUCCGAGCCCUGGGAGUGGACUAAUCGUUGUCUUUGUUUUAAUGUUCACAUCAUAAACCUGUGCAACAUUAACACAGAUGGAUACAGACUGUCAGACAUAUUGGUUUUGUCAUGAUUUAAAUGGUACAGGUGUAACAGAGGGCGCACACUAACACACACACACAAACAUAUUCUCACAUUCUUCGACAGGUUGCCUUACAGAUCAUGAAGGCAGAAUAUCUGAUCUAUUUAAAAUUAUAUUUAUUCUGACAUCCAACUGGCCUCGUUCUGAAGGUGGACUAAUAAUAGAUGCUUGACCUGAAGAACCACCCACACUGUUGUUUGCCACCUCUGUCUUUUGUAAAGGGCUACAGUCUAUAUGCUUAAUAUUUAGCUUUUUCCAUUUGACAUCUUGGUCGAACUUGAGUUAGUCAGAUAUCAGUUUCUACAUGAUUAGAUGGAUGGUGUAUGGUGAUUAAAAGAUGGUUCAAUAAGCAAAUCCCCAGAUUUCCCCAAUUACCUGCUAACUAAGUUAUUUUGAGGGUCUAAAGACUGUUAUUUUCAUGCUGGGUUAUCUAAGUUGGGCAUACUGUCUCCAUGUAAAGAAAACAAACUGGUCAACUACAUAAUUGUUUAUUUAAAUCUAUGCAUAUGACAGAUGUUCACGUGAAGCGUGUGACAGACACUGAUGCCUUCAGGCGAUGAUAACACCUUAUUUGCAUAAGAUGAUGAGACAGAUUGAUCUGAUGGCAAACUGGCUAGCAUCUAAUUAGCGCCGCUGAAGUUGCAAUGUUGUACAGAUUGUGAGACAAAACUUAAGCAAACACAAAUUUGAUCUAAUGAAAAACUUGCAUAUCAAAGAGUUUUGAAUCAGUUGUUUGAUGCUACUGAGUAAUCACGUUUUUUUUUCUUUUUGGCUUCUCGGUUGAUGCUUGGUGUCUGAUUGUGUAUCUUAUAUUGGACUUGGGAUUUACACAGUGAUUGUAGGAUGGCACUGGUCCUGCAGUCGCUCAUCUCUUUCAGCUGCUGUGCAGUUAGUGUCAUUUGUUAUUUGAAGCUGCCUCAGUCACACACACACACACACACACACACACACACACACACACACACACACACACACACAAUUAUGUACACUGUGAUCCAAGAGACGUUUUCUCCUCUUUAGAGCUAAAGCAGAUUCCUCUAUAAACUGAUUUAAUUUCAGCUUCAGGCUUUGAGUGAUAAAGACACCUCAUAUUUACGUUGUCUCUCUCUCAUUGCCAAAACAAAUACAAAAAUGUGUUCAUUCUUGCAUGAAUCCAACAUGUUCAAGUCACUACUUGUUUUUGUAAAUCAUUCUCCUCCUCUACCUUCCUAUAGUCUUCUGUGGUUAUGAGUGGAAACUGUUUGAACAGAUUUUGAGUGCAGUUUCAAAACACCACAUGUACUGUUUGUAUACUCAUCUCUGUUUCCUUCUUUGUCAUUGUAAAGAGACUCUGUAAAGGGUUUAUGGCUUUUAUAAGGAAUAAAGUUUCUUCAGGUAC
This is a messenger RNA of Paralichthys olivaceus (Japanese flounder), 2332 nucleotides long. It is a transcript of the gene chmp2ba, whose product is annotated as charged multivesicular body protein 2Ba. Gene Ontology annotation, biological process: endosome transport via multivesicular body sorting pathway; protein transport; late endosome to vacuole transport. Gene Ontology annotation, cellular component: ESCRT III complex; multivesicular body. NCBI's taxonomy places the organism in Eukaryota, Metazoa, Chordata, Actinopteri, Pleuronectiformes, Paralichthyidae. The record is from RefSeq and is a predicted model, not a curated record.